Molecule: messenger RNA, 1311 nt
Organism: Pyricularia oryzae 70-15
Lineage: Eukaryota; Fungi; Ascomycota; Sordariomycetes; Magnaporthales; Pyriculariaceae
Exons: 2
Coding region: 1-1311 (436 amino acids)
Source: RefSeq, a predicted model, not a curated record
AUGAUUAUUGCUGUCGCCGUUGCCGGCUUCAUCGUCAUCGCCACAGCCGUGGGGCCCAUAAGCCCAAGUAAUGGAGAUGACGAGGCAGUUAAACCCGAGAUUCCAACCGGCAAGAGCAUCUGCGCCAACGCACCAUGCCUCGAGGCCCUCGCCGCCGUGGUCGACGCGCCCGAUGCCCACCCCGAGCAGGCCACGGUGCAUCUCUUCGCCCGCCGCCGGGCAGAUGGAAUGCUGGUUCAGACCUCGUCCGCGUCACCCGGUGUCUACCACAGCAGGAACUGGACGGAACGUGGCGGUCCCAUUGCCGGACCCGGCCCCUCAGCCAUCAUCUGGCAGGCGCCCACGUACCCCAACGAAGUUCAGGGGGGCGGGGCUGUCGUGACCGUCCUGGGCAUCUCGGCGUCUGCUGCUUCGUCGGGAGACAUCUUUCUCCGACACAUCGGGCAGGGCGGCGCCGGGACAGCAGGUGCGCCUAUUUCAUUCAAGUACCGGAUUGAGAUGCUCGGGGUGCCGGCGACGUGCGCCAUCCAACAGGAGCAGCGGUUCGACUUUUGGGUGCAGGCGCGCAACGGUUCCGACGCCGACGGGUCUGCGACCUUGUAUCACCAGCUCUCGGCCAACGGGGCGUGGUUCUACGACGGGAGGUGGGAAACGGACGUCGUCCUGCAGACAUCGCCCAGCAGGCCGGCAGCAAUUGCGUCGCGGCCGGGACUGCUGUGCCGCAACGGUCGCUGGAAGGCCUGGGAGCAGCACUUGGUCGUCUAUGACGGCGAUGGCGCCGCUUGGCACCGCCAGUGGAUGCAGGAGCCCGGUCCUUCGCAAUGGGGUCCAUGGGAGAGCCUGGGGGGCAAAUAUGCCAAAGGCACGUACCCAGUGCUCGUCGAAACCACCGCGGGCAGUUUCCAGUUUUUUGGGCUUGGCAGCGACGAGCAAAUGUAUUCAAUGACGUGGACCUCGGCGCAGGGCUUUGGCAACAGGACCACCCUCGGCGGGGGAGCCUUUGCCAGCGUACCUGCCGUCGCCGUGAGCCAAGGGUCUGGGUCUGAGAGGGUGGACGUCGUUGCGGUGAGCAAGGAUGAUGGGAGAUUAAAGCAUAAAGCAAUAGGUCUCGGGGUUUCCAUGGAUGAGCAGUGGGAAGACCUUGGGAUUGUAUCCAAUAGCGCCCCGACGCUGGCAAAGGUGGGUCUGGCAAGUAUGGAUAUUUUCACAACUGCCGUAGACGGCUCUAUAUGGUAUGCACCUGCCCGCCUGUCGGACAUGGGAAGGAGCGGCUGGGGAAACCUGACCUGGGCGCCUAUCCAAGGGCUAUAA